AUGUCCUCGACUCCUUCCUCGGCCCCUUCAGCCCCUCUGUGCUCCUCCUCCUCCACCACCGCAUCAAACGAAUGCCAGACUACAGACGAACCAGCAACUGCCUCCCCUACUACAGUCGACAACCUUGCUGUUAUCACAGACUGCCCCAACGCUACAAACGCUGCCCAGUGGUUCUACAAACCAUACCUCCAACCCUCCGCCAUCUCCACCACUGCAAUGUCAACCUUCAUCCCCUCAGAGUCGCAUCACAAAAAGAACAAGCGAUCCCUCUCUUCAUCGUUUUCUGUUAAUUCAUCCACAAUACGCCUCCCUGGCACCCCUGCCUCUCUCUACAGCAACGCUGUUUCAGCCAGUCGUCUUCAAUCGCAGACCCCUAUCGGACCAGGACACGAUCCUGUUGGUGGCAGUGGCAUCCCUAGGAUCCGGGGCGAGGACCUUUACUCGACAUACUCGACUGGAGUCGGCGCCGGUGGAUAUAGUAAGCGGACAGCUGGACCCUACUCCUCUCAAUCAACACCCAAUCAUGCAGGGAGCUCCUUUCACCUCAACCCACAACCACUCCUGCCCAUCAAGGAUGAGUCAAUAUACCAUAACCCAUACAGAGCACCAUCGCACACCAACACCCGGUCCUUUGUACCACCAAUGGUCCAAGGGUACGAAUUUAUUGGUGGAUCGCAGGCGGGAAACAUGGGAUUGAUUAUGGGCAAGCGGAUAUCGGACGGUGUGCCUGUGACAGGCAAGCUCCAUCAGUCCCGCGUCCUCCUCCAGCACGAGUACCGGAUAUUGAAGCGACUCCAGAUUGCCAAUGCCCGUUAUGAUCCCACAAGCACUCCUCCACCAAAGUUCAAUCCGUCGACCGAACCACAAACAAAGCUCGAACCUUCCUGUUGUGGUGAAAUACCAACAUCGGUAUCGGCAUCGGGGGGUUGCAGCAGUGCUGGUGCUACCACAGAAGCGACCCCACCACAAUCAACUGGAACACCGUCAAAUGACAGCAGUGGGCGACAACAGCCUGCAAGGGAGAGCAAGUGUCAUGUCAAGCCUGGUGCGAAGCAAGCAGUCUACGAGACAGGGAGCGUCGAGACCGAAAAGUACUUUAACCGAGUCGUGGAAGAUUUCAUCGACCUGGAUCAAGACGACCUCUCGAUCUUGAUUCUUGAACGGCUCGGACCCAACCUGUUGUCGCAUACACACCACCAGUUCAUGGGACUCGAUAACCUUCAGGAACUCUACAGCACAGGCGGGAAGAUUGAAAAGUGUGUCGGGUCACCCUUCCGAGAUGUGUACACUUUCCUGGUGUUUGCGCUGAAGGCAGCUUGUGUUCUUGAGGCCCUACAAUCAGCAAAUAUUGCUCACCUCGCCAUCUGCCCUACCGCUCUGCACUGGAUGCCGGCUGAACCAAAGAUCGGACCCUGGAGCCCCAAAAGUGAUACCCAUUCUGAAUCGAACGGAGCUGGAAACGGGAUUGGAGGCGGGUCUAGCCAGUACACCAAGGGACCCUCGACGCUUUACGCAUUGUUGGACACGAUGGACAUCAACGACACCAAAUUGCGGCUAUUCGAUUUCACGCAUUCCAAGAUUCUGAGUCACGAGCGAGCCAGAGCGCCCAACAAUAUUGUCGAGUGGCAGAUCCCUGGGUACAUGGAGUACCACCUGCAGUUUUUGGCACCAGAGCAGACGGGACGAGCAGAGACCUGGAUGGAUUACCGCACGGAUAUCUAUGGACUCGGCGCGACCUUGUUCUCGCUCUUGACGAUGCAGUAUCCCAACACCGGAAACGACAGCGUUCAGAUUCUGCAAGGCGUUCUGACGAGGGAUUUGCCACCGGUGAGCGACUUUAGGUCGGACAUGCCUCCCAUUGUGGACGCUAUCCUUCGCAAGAUGACGCAAAAGCAACCAAGUCAGCGUUAUCAGAACGCCUUCGGGUUUAAGCAGGAUAUCUUGCGUUGCUUGAACACUCUCCGCAGAACUGGAAAGAUCGAUUCGUUUGAGUUGGGAAACCACGAUAUUUCGUACCAAUUCGUCCUGCCAAACAGUCUAUUUGGGCGUCACUCGGAGCAACAGUUGAUCUCGGCAGCGAUUGUUCAGGCGGCCAGCGCUUACCAACAGACGCUAAACAGUAACUUGAUCUGCAACGAUGACGAUGAGAGCUAUGGCGAUUUGGACGGCGGAACGAGUUAUGGGGGACCCUCGACACCAGCGGCAGUAAGUGCCAACGACUCAGAGGAUCUCUAUGUCUUUGAGGAUGACAUUGUGUCGCUCAAGUGCCAACUGUCGUCCAGGAUCCCUCUAUCGUCCAAGACUCUGUUGCGGAAGCCUAGGCUCUUUGAUCGUGGAGGUGGCAAAUCGGUUCACCGCGGAACUGAGCUGAGCGACCCUGUUGUUAGGGUUAUCUUUGUUAGUGGACCAUCGGGUGUUGGAAAGACGGUGUUGAUCAGGCGAAUGUCGACAGUGGCGCGUAACUCGGGAUUGUUCGCAGGAGGAGUCUUCGAGGCUGGCAACUCGGCCCCUUACUCGGCGAUCCUGUCUUGUAUCCAGAGCGUACUCCAGCAACUAUUGACCCAACAGACUGACGCCCUGGCUACCCUCGUCAUCGCCAUUAGGACCGCCUUUGAACCUGACUCUGGGAUUGGCAUUAUUUGCGACCUGAUCCCCGAGUUGAAGUACUUUUUCAAAGGCUCCGACUUGCCUGAAAGCAAGGAUGUCCCGCUCACCCAUUCAGUGGCCCGUUUUCAUGCACUGAUCCUCAAGCUGAUCCGGGUUAUUUCAACACAUUUCUUCAUGACCUGGCUGAUCGACGACCUCCAUUUUGCGGAUGAGAACUCGAUCGACUUGUUGGCCACCCUGGUCAAUGUCAACAAGCGGCUCCCUAUUGUGCUGAUCAUCACUCACAGAGACACCAUUGAGUGUUUGAUCAAAGUCAAACAGAUCUUGGGCGGAGGCAAUGUUGCAGGAGCCAGGCACCCGACAGGAUUCAGUGCUCUGGGAACGAUGCACAACGAGUACAAUCCAGGAUCUUCGGGAACUGGAUCUGAUUUGAUGGCGUCCAUGCCGAACGGUUCUGGCAAUAUUGGCGGGGGUGGAGGCGAUGGCAUGCCGUCUCUACCGAGAAGGGGUCUUAACCGAUCUUCGUCUGGAACAUCGCUCAUUGUUCGUGGUGGCGGAGGCGUGCGAUUCAUUCGCCUUCAAAACCCAACUCUUGAAGCGAUCCAGGAAUUCUUGGCUUCACUACUCCACCGCGACAAGGAGGAUGUCGUGUCGCUGGCCAAGGCGCUCCGACAAAAGUCCUGGUUAACCAUUCGACAGCUUGUUCUGGAAUUGUACAGGACCGAGACCAUCUACUUCAACUGCUUCAGUCGAGAGUGGGAGUGGGAGCCCUGUGAGGACACCCUGGGCGAGGUUGUGCGUCGAUUGACGGGAGAGGAGUUUGCGUUCCUCGACCAACGGUUCCGUGCUUUGGACUGUGAUACCAAAAAGACGUUAAUCUGUGCGUCGAUCUGUGGACCAUUUUUUACGAUCCAUGAUCUUCAACUUUUGGCAUCAGCGGCGUUCACCUGGUCAGGAACGGAACCCAAGACGGCAGUGUCGAGCAAUUGUACAGGACCCAAGCCGUAUGCUCCAGAUGAAGGUACUGCUGCUGACCCCUCCAGCACACCGGCGGCUAUGAAUUCGGGAUGCAAGGCCAUGGCCGGUCUGCAGUCUGCCAUUCGGGAGGGAAUUUUGGUUUAUACCUCUGAACCCAACGAGCUGCGUUUCCACCACGGGACCAUGCGUCGUGUCGCCGUGAACCUGUUGGACAGUCCCGAGCAAACCGAGAAGCUGCAUUUCGAGAUGGCCAAAAUCCUUUUCAACACGCCGGGGCAGGAGUUCAGAACCGCCAGCCAUGUUCUCCAGAGCCUUAACUUGAUCAAGAAGAGUCUCGCCGCUGGAAAAAUGGACAAGUCCUCGACGACCGCAACACCGGAGCCGGUAGUGGAAGCCGACAAGCCCAGCGACUGGAAGGAGCACUGUUUCUUAGGAAAUCAUCCACCGCCUGUGCUGGAGGAAGAAGACGACAAGUCAUCUGGGCCGGAUGGUCGUGCUCUGAGGGUGAUCCUCUCACUGGCCGGAGAGAAGUCACAGAAGAGCGGCGCUCAGGAUAUGGCCCUUGCGUUUUGGAAUGCUGCCAUGGCUUUGUUGCCAGAACACUGUUGGGAGCGUUCUGACAAGACUGAGCCAGUCGACGGCAGUCUCAACAAUGCAACUUCCACGGCAACUACCUCUCCGUCAAGCAGCAAUAGUGUCCACUCGCUAACACCUCCCGACUCGGACCUUCAGGACAUCGAUAUGGAGGGGCUUCUUGGAUCGCCUAAACCGACGCGCUACACGAUCUCACGCCAAUUACCGCUCCACCAUGAGGCCCUGAAACUGCACCUUCAGUGCAUCGAGGCCGAGCGAUGGCGGGAGAAUUUCGGUCAAGCCAUGAAGAUAUGUGAGAUUGUCUUGGCGAAUGUGACCGAUCCGAUCGACAGAGCUCGAGUUUAUCAACACCAGAUCGAGAUGUCUGUUUGGGCCUACUCUUCCCCGGAGAAGGCAACAGCGAUCACGAUCAAGUGUCUGCAGGAACUCGGUAUUCCGGAAGAUACGCUGUUCAGCCCGACGGAGGAGGAGAUGAGGGUUACUUUUGGCGAGACUCACCAGAUGUUAUUGAGGCAUAUGCCAGAGCUGGAGGCUGACCCGCCAAAGAUCUGUCACGAUCCAAAGAUCGCCAUGAUGAUGGAAGUUAUGUCUGUCGCCAGUGCAAGUUUGUACUACUGCAAUGUGCCGUUCAUGGCCAGCGGGAUCAUUCAGUCGAUGAGACUCACCUGUGAGCACGGCAUUACCAAGGAUGCAGGUCGAGCAUUGGUGUCGUUUGCUCUCACCUACUCCACCUGGUACGGGUGCCUCGACAACGCUUACGAGCUCGGAAAACUGGCGUGCGAUGUUUCGAACGGGAAUCAACAUGUCAUAUUCUUGUUCUACAUGACCGUCCAGCAGUGGGGCGAUCACAUCGCGCACGCUGUCUCGGCUUUGGAAGAAACCCUCACAGACGUCGAUCUCACCUGCGACCGCCUCUUCCACACCGCAGGAAUGAUCCAUGUUGCCGUGAUCAAGGUCCUCCUCGGCCGCGUCCACCUCAACGACCUCAUGACUAGCACCAUCGACCAUCUUGCCAAACAUAACGAGUUUGGACCCAAGUCCCACGGAGUCGAGGUCAUGCAGGGAGUCCUCCAGCUCGUGAAGUGUCUCAAGGGCCGGACAGAGUCGACCACCAACCCCGAGCUGAUCUUUGACGAUGCGGAUUACUCCGAAUCCAAGGCCCAUGCUGCGAAACGGGCCAUGAAUUCGUUGAGUAUGGUUCACAACAACAGCACCUACCAGAUGCUCAAGAUUGUUGCGGCGUUUAUCUUCGGACAUUACGCGUUCAUUGAGAAGAUGACGGAGGUUUGGCAUGAUGAUCCCAAGUCGAUCAUGAAUUUUGAGGGCUCUUGGAUUGCGCACUCUAUCUUCACAGUGGUCGGUCUGUCGUUGGUUAACCUGUUGAGAACGGAGAAGGAUCCGGAGGUCCGGAAGCGUCAUCAGAGACGGUUGUUGAGUAUUCGGGAUCAGAUGAAGAUGAGAGCCAACAAAUACGCGACUAACCACGCCGCCAUGUACUAUCUCCUGGAAGCUGAGAUGGCCGACCAAAGGCUGUGUCAGGAAGAGGAAUAUGGUGAUGACGAUGACUGCGAUGGCGUCGAAGCCGACAUGGAGGUGGAUGACGAUGACGAGUAUGCCGCCCAGUGCAGGGUCUACAACGUGCUCUCGGACUCGAGACGACGUGGUCGCGGAGGAAUGUUCAUCCCUGCCAUGAAGAAGGUCUUCCUGCUCUAUGAGAAGGCCAUCAAGUUCGCAACCGACGGCGAUUUCCCACUCCACAAGUGCUUCGCCUACGAGCUUGCUGCGAAAUGCCAUCUCCGUCAUGGACUCUUCACUAGUGCCAGGUGUCUGAUGGCCAACUCUUGCAAGGUCUACCACAACUGGGGUGCCAAGGGUAAGGUCCAAUGGUUCCAUAGGACCUACCCUGAGAUCUUCCCAGCUUCUCAGGAUGACGACCCUGCGGGACUUGCGCGGUCGAUGUUUUAUCGACCUACCAGCGAUAACGAGUCUAGCCGAUAUGCUGCAGCUGCGUCGAGUAGUUGCCCUAUUACUACUGCCACUGCUGCCGCAUCAUCAGGAUCAUUCCGACAAGCCGCUAGCAGCGCUAAUGCAGCUUUGGUUUAUCCCCUUACUGCAGCUGCGACCGCCGCUACUUCUCCUUGGAUGACCGCCAGCCCUCGCUCAACAAUGAGCCCCUCUGAUGUUGGAAACGAUUCCUUGAACGCCGCUGCAGUCUCAGCAGCCGCAGAAUCGGGUCUGACAUCAACAUUCCAGUCAGGCGUCAAUGACCCGGCCAGUGCAACGUCGACAGGGACUUCCAUCCUCUCGGCACCACUCUACUCCCUUCAAAACACAUGGAUUAGCUCCCCGCGCUCGCCCGAGAUGGAGAAUGUGGAUUUGGAUGUGAUUGAUUUCUCAUCAGUCAUAGAGGCGAUGCAAGUCAUUGCGAGUGAGAUUGAUUUGGAGCUGUUGUUGGUUAAGUCUCUUGGCGUGCUCAACCAAUCCGUCGGUGCCAAGAAGUGCUCCGUCAUCAUCUCCAAGGACCACGAGCUCGUCCUGGCGGCCUCGUUGGGUGGCGACCGUGGCCGCUGCGAGUCUGUGAAUCCUCCCAUGAGGUUUGACCAGUGCAGCUCGCUGUUCCAGGGUGUCAUCCACUAUGUCAUCAACAUCUCCGCCCCUUGUCUGGUCAUCAAUGCCAAAGACGACCCUCGGUUCUGUGCAGACGAGUACGUCAAGCAACACGCCGACCUCAAGACCGUCCUCUGCGCGCCUAUCCUCCAUAAGACUACCCUCGUCGGUGUAUUGUACAUGGAGAAUUUCCCUGAAAGGGCGUUCGCCAACAAGAGACUGUUGGUCAUGAACCUCCUAGUCCAACAAUUGGGCAUCUCGAUCACCAACGCAUUGCUGUACCAGUCCGUUCUCCAAUCCGAGACCAAGCUGAAUGGGUUGUUGGAGAACAUGCCCUGCGGCAUAGCGUUGUGGGAUGCCAACGCUGAGAACUGCCAGUACAUUAAUUCCACGUGGGGUGAUAUGACUGGCUACACUGUGGACCAGAUCAUGAAGUCGAGGUUGAGUGUCUUGGUCCAUCCCGAUGAAAUUGUCGGCCAUGGUAUCGCCUGGAAGGAUCGUGUCCGAGCUGGAGUGUCCUGCCAAUGGGAGGCGAGAUACGGAUUGAGUGAUGGAUCGUACCGCUGGGGAAUUGUCAGGAUGCUGCCUAUCAAAGCCAACACGGAGAGGGCGAAUAUCCUGCAAUGGUUGACUGUCACUAUUGACAUUGACGACCAGCGCCGUGCUGUCCAACUCAAGUCCAAUUUUUUGGCCAACAUGAGCCACGAACUCCGCACACCAUUCUCCGGUAUUUUGGGCAUGCUGUCGCUGCUCAAGGAUUCAAGUGGGUUGUCAGACGAACAAUUCGAGUUUGUCGACAUGGCCAAGGCUUCCUGUGAGAUGUUGAUCCGUAUUGUUGACGACUUGCUCAACUUUAGCAAAUUGGAAGCUGACAAGGUGACACUGGAGUACAUUCCAAUCUGUUUCGAGGAAAUCCUUGGAGAUGUGUGCGACUUGUUGGUUCCAUUGGCAUCGCGCAAAGGUCUGGAACUGAUCAUCCUCCUCGACCCCACCCUCCCCGUCCAACUCAUCGGCGACCCAGACAGGAUGAAACAGAUCCUCAUGAACCUCAUCGGAAACGCCAUCAAGUUCUCUACCUCCGGAAGUAUCGUCAUCAAGUACUGGCAUGAGCUCCGCAAACGCGAGACCAUCCCUGUCAAGAAACCCCCUCAAUCUAUCCUGGACAUCCUGACGGGAAAAUGUCGACUUGAUUAUUAUAACACUAGUGGGGUGGAGCAGUUGAGGAAGAAGGUUGCAUUGGAGUCGGAUGAGUCCCAUUUGGGCGAUGAAGUCUUGCUGCAUUGUUCUGUCACGGAUCAGGGUAUUGGGAUGACGCCUGAGGAGCAGAAGAUGUUGUUUGUUUCCUUCCAGCAGACGGAUAGUGGGACCACUCGCAAGUAUGGAGGUACUGGACUUGGACUCUCCAUUUGCGCCCAGUUGAUUGCCCACAUGAACGGCAAGAUCGUCGUCGACUCUGAGAAGGGCAAGGGCUCCACCUUCACCUUCACUGCAAAGCUAACAACCAUGACUGAUCAGGAUAGAGCCGAGCACCCAGCAGAGAAUGCACGGAUCCAGGAAUGUCGUGUGGUUCUGGUGAAGCGUGUCACGGCAUUGAAGGACAAACGGAUCUUGAUCUUGUCGCCAAACAUAUACCUGAGGGAGCAGCUCAAGCAGACGAUUGGGGGGCAGGCGCAGUUUAUGGAGUUUGAUAGUGUUGAUUCGGCGAUUGAAGCUCGGGCGAUUGGGGUGCUUUGUGACUCGGAGGAAGGGUGUCCGGAGUUGGCGGAUGCUUCGUCGUUGCAUAGUGGGAGUGAGGAAGAGGAAGAGAAGGAAGAUAAUGUACCUGUGACUCAGGCGAAGCGACCUUGCAACGGCUCUGUCGCGCCACGCAGCGGAAGGACCCACUCCCAGGACGAACAAAAGCCGAGCGGCAGCCCUUGCAGCAAGGACCCAUCCAAGAAGGUUAACAGCCCCUGCAAGGGUAAAUCCACCGCAACAGCGUCAGACUUACCGCCGAUCCAACCUUUCGACUUUAUCCUCGUCGAUCAUGUCCUCGACUCUUCGGAACUCGAUUGUAUCCACCCGUCCCCCCGCGUCGCCUAUGUCCUCCUCCUCGCACCCACCACCGAGACCUUGCGCUGGAUCCUCCCACCCGCAACCGAGAAACGAUAUGAUGCUAAUCAGGAUGAGGCUGCUGAGAGUGAGCAAGUGGAUGUGGGGGGCCGAGGCCGGAUCCGUCAGAGUUCCGAGGUGGAUUUUGCGGCGAGGGCAAUGGGACGUGUUCAUAGCGCGUCGUAUUCGUCCAAGGUCGAUCAUUCGACUCCUGUAUCUACGCCCACGGCUCCGGCAAGGGCGCCCAUUUGUGAUGGGACCAAGAGUUUGGCUGCUGGACAUUCCAGAUCAGGAAACGCUUCCGCCACUACGGCGACGAAGGUUGCAGGAUUGACUAGAUUACCGUCACAGCUGUUCAAGCGGAGGAAGAACGGUGUGUCACAUCAGGGUCAUGUCCGCCAGGUCCUACUGAACAGAAGGGACCCCUCGUUCCAGGUGGUCCGGAUGAUCAAACCUGUUCGCCGGAUGAAGCUGCUCCAGAUCAUGUCCAACGCUAUUAAGCAGCAUGAGCAUCGUCAAAUGUAUCCUGAGGAGUACAUGGAGGAAGACGAGGAUGAUAGGUGGCCGACCGGUGCUAGGUUGACUGAGUUGGAUGAGGAUGAUACUAGCAUGGGAGAGGAAUACAGCCGGUCAAGGAGGGAUAGUGAUGUGUCGACGCCUACUUCUUCUGCGUACUCGACCCCUGCGGCAGCGUCAUCGCCAAUGUCUGACAGCUCGUCGAGUCGACCAUCGCCGCACAAGACUCUAAAGCGCCAACGGCCGAAUCCCGCUUUGUUUGACGAGGACCCUUCCGCCGACAACGAGUCAACAAAGCUUGACGAGCGGCCUCUAUCAAAAUCGGCAAGAUUGACAACACUCAAGUCCUCGACAACCGCGGAAACAGCAGCAGCGGCGGCAGCGCGGAAGAAGGGCAAGAGUCGCCAAAGAAAUCGUGCCAUGGAUAUGGGUCAAGAUACCGAUGUCAGGAAGCGGGCUCGUAACAAUGAUGCUCUGUCGUUGCUUCUGUCACCCCGACAGCUCAAGAUGUGUAAGGGCAUUAAUGUCCUCGUCGCUGAAGAUGAUUUCGUGUCUCAAAAGAUCCUUGAAAAGCAACUGACAAAGUUGGGAAUGAAUGUGGUGAUUGCCAACAACGGACAGGAGGCCGUCAAUCGAUGGCUGGCCGCUGAACGUGAUCACUACACCGUCGCCAUUUUCGAUCACCAUAUGCCGAUCAUGGACGGUCUAGCGGCGACAAGGAUGAUUCGGUCCUUGGAAGCAGAGCACAUGGCAGAGGAAAAAGAAAGGCAAAGACUCAACCCCAACAACGACGACGACGACAACAAAGCCAAUAGGGAUCAAUCAACAACUGGAGAAGGAAGCGCAAGGUCUGGCGUCUUCAAACCAACUAGGAACCCUAACCGCAUCCCUAUCGUCGGUCUGAGUGCCGACAUCCAGCACGCCACCAAAGAGAAAUGUAUCAAGGCAGGAAUGGACGAGUAUAUGACAAAGCCGCUAUUGACCCAAGGACUUGCGAUCUUGAUUCAGAGAUACUGCUGUGAGUAG
Messenger RNA from Linnemannia hyalina, 10419 nucleotides. The record is from the annotation of a GenBank genome assembly. NCBI's taxonomy places the organism in Eukaryota, Fungi, Mortierellomycota, Mortierellomycetes, Mortierellales, Mortierellaceae.